AUGUCUCCCAGCGUUGCCAUUAUCGGUGGUGGGCCAUGUGGCUUGACCUUAGCACGCCUUCUGGAGCGCAAAGGCAUCGACUACGUGGUCUAUGAGCGCGAUAAAUCCGACGUUUCUGUUCGCAGAGGAGGCAGCCUGGAUAUUCAUGCUGGGACCGGACAGCUUGCAUUGAAAGAAGCAGGACUUUUCGAAGAGUUCUUGAAAUAUGCGAGAUACGAAGAUACUGUGUUUAGAAUUGCAAACCAGCGAGGAGAGCGAGUCUUUCAACCUCCGGAAGGCGGACGACGUGAUGCGCCUGAGAUUGAUCGCAUACAGCUGCGUCAGAUUCUAGUAGACUCUAUUCCGAGUGAGAAAAUCCGAUGGAAUCAUGUGCUCAAGAGUGUAACCACGGAUAAGGAUGGACGCCAUGUGCUUGAGUUUACAAAUGGUGCAUCGGUUUCUGGAUUCAAGCUAGUGGUUGGUGCAGAUGGGGCCUGGAGCAAAGUGCGAGCAUCGAUUACACAAGCAAAGCCAAUAUACUCGGGCAAUCACUACAUCGAAUCGAGAAUAAACCCAGGCAACCCUCUUCACCCUACAAUGGUUUCGAAAGUUGGCCAUGGCAGUUUGGCGUGUCUGGGUUCUUCAAAGGAGAUCGUUACUCAACGUCAAAGUGACGGCUCUUACAGGAUUUAUCUCGGUAUUACGGUCCCUGAAGACUUUGUGCGAGGUGGCACUGUGGACUUGACUGAUACCGAGUCCGCCCGUCAAUUAUUUCUCUCUUCGGAAUUCUUCGAGGACUGGGCAGAUGAGCUAAAAGAUAUGAUUCGUCAUUCGGAAGACUUUCGUCCCUGGUCUUUGUACUACAUGCCUCCUGAAGCCAUGAGCUGGAAGUCUGUGGCUGGCCUGACAUUGGCUGGAGAUGCAGCCCACGUCGCAACUCCCAAUGGUGAAGGUGUAAACUGCGCCAUGGCAGAUGCACUCUCUCUGGCCACAAAGAUUGCAGCCCAUGGCACAGAUGAUAUUGAUCGUGCCGUUGUCGAGUAUGAAGAGGAUAUGUUCAAACGCGCAGUGGAGCAUAUCAACGACGGUCUAAAAAUGGGAGCCCUGAUGAGACACAAAGACGGCCCGGUUGCUCUCAUUUCUUUUUUUAAGACGGCCAUAGAGCAUGCAGCACAAUCUGCUUGA
Messenger RNA from Trichoderma gamsii, 1164 nucleotides. RefSeq lists its product as hypothetical. The transcript has 2 exons. Lineage: Eukaryota; Fungi; Ascomycota; Sordariomycetes; Hypocreales; Hypocreaceae. Bases 1 to 1164 code for a protein of 387 amino acids. The record is from RefSeq and is a predicted model, not a curated record. Gene Ontology annotation, molecular function: FAD binding.